Durio zibethinus is the source of this 1753-nucleotide messenger RNA. RefSeq lists its product as uncharacterized. The record is from RefSeq and is a predicted model, not a curated record. Gene Ontology annotation, molecular function: oxidoreductase activity, acting on iron-sulfur proteins as donors. Gene Ontology annotation, cellular component: chloroplast thylakoid membrane. NCBI's taxonomy places the organism in Eukaryota, Viridiplantae, Streptophyta, Magnoliopsida, Malvales, Malvaceae. Gene Ontology annotation, biological process: photosynthetic electron transport in photosystem I.
UUAGGUGAGCUACAAAGCUAGGGAGGGUUGAGUACUUGCAUUGGCAGCCAGUGCCCAAUGAUUGAUCGAGAAAUGACUGAAAGGGUGAGGCCGUGAGGUGAAACCCGAUUUCUGCAUAGCCCUAGUUCAUGGCUGGCACGUGGCACUCCAUUAGACCUCUCGUGAUCGGAUCCACCGUCGUAAAGCUACCCUUAUCCGGCGCCACCCUGACCAAACCUCCGUUUUCAGUUCGGGUCACGAGUUUCCCGGCCAGAAGCCAUUCCCUACCGCCAAGGAGGAGGGUCCCUCUUGCAUAUUCGUUGGCCCUAUCGAAACCGCCAGCCCUGGAUGCUGAUUACAGUGGGGAGCCUUUGAUAGUUGAUAACAUGUUUGAUAGAGUAGAGUUAAAACUACGUUGGUAUGGUUCAAAAUCGGUUGUUAAGUAUCCUCGUUGCAGUAUAAGGCAACAAUCUACUUAUGCAGAUGCAGAGGAAGAUUUAUCUCAAGGUUUGGCAUUAGCAAGCAUAUGGAUCCUGAUUUUUGCAUUUGGAUGUACAUUGUGUCUUGUGCCUAUCAUUUACACCAUUAGUCUAGCAUAUCAAGAUCCAUUCAGUUCGGAUAUUUCCUGUGGUAGCCAAGCAUCUAAUUUUGAGUUUCUUGCCACUGUUAACGGCAUUCUCUUCAUGGGCAUUGGGUUGGUGGUUGGCUAUCCACUUGCAUCAGCUGCUUUCGAGUGCUUCAAAGGCUGCGGAGAAUUGACUUGGUCGCUCUGAAGGGGGUAUGCCCGAAUUGUGGGGAGGAGGUGAGUCUUAGCUUGCAUUUGUUUUAUGUCUCAGAACUCAGAAGGCUUUAUGUCCCUCUUUUCUCUUCAACUUAUCUCUAGACCUAGACAUUGGAUCCACUCCUACAAACAUAACCACGAUUAGGCUUCCAGUCAGUCUUAACUGAUUUUAGCAUUUGCCUAUAGGUAUUUGCAUUUCUCAAAUCAGAAAAAUUCAAUAAUUCCCCCCAUAGAGCAGAGUGUCAUGUUUGUGAAUGCACGCUAGAGUUUCGUGCCAAGGCUGAGGUAGUGUAGUCUGCUUAUAUUUUAUACCCGAAUAGUAUAUUCUAAUCAUGUUUUCUUUUUUGACUGAUUUAAGUGAGGAAAUAAGGAGGUAGUCAAGUUUUAGAAAGAGAAUAUGUGUGAGCUUUGCUGUCAUCAUUUCAUUCUAGGUAUCUUGAUGGUUUGUAAGAAAUGCCUUCAUUGGACAUGCUUUACUAUCAUAACUUCUUUAGCUGAUUCAACACUAUGUUUCUUAGUUGUUCAGUGCUUAAAUCACUUAAAUCAGCAUGCCAUUUUGGUCGAUUUCUUUUCAUAAUUUUAUGAUUUAUAUAUGAUAAAAACUCUCUAUGAGGAGUAUGAUUGGGGAAAACCAUUCAGUUAUUUUCCCAGGACAUACGCAUAGGGUUUUUGGUUCAUGCAUACGCAUAGGGUUUUUUGUUCAUGCAGGUGAUGGUUGUCAUUGUGGAGCAACCUGUCUCGAGAAUCGGGAAAAGAUAGGUAUAUGGCCAUGUAUAUCUCGUCUCAAGAAGAGGUAGAAGUCGGAGGCGGAUGUGAUUCAUCUGCAACUGUUAACAGAACUAUAGAAGCAUAAUUUUUUCCUCUUCGAUUUUCACUCUCUUUGAGGGAUAAAAUAAGAGGUUCUCAGCAGAAGUUUUUGUUACAAUUAAAUGUGCUGCUGGUGCUGGACCUAUGGUGUAGAAUUAACUGAUGAGACUCUUAAAAAUAUUUGUA